Columba livia (rock pigeon) is the source of this 3646-nucleotide messenger RNA. RefSeq names its product L-threonine ammonia-lyase. Gene Ontology annotation, biological process: L-threonine catabolic process; L-serine catabolic process. The transcript has 12 exons. The record is from RefSeq and is a predicted model, not a curated record. The coding region runs from base 222 to 1874 and encodes 550 amino acids. Gene Ontology annotation, molecular function: threonine deaminase activity; L-serine ammonia-lyase activity. NCBI's taxonomy places the organism in Eukaryota, Metazoa, Chordata, Aves, Columbiformes, Columbidae.
CACAGGCAAGUGUGUCCCCUGCCUGCAGCCUCCCAGCUUUGCUUUGCACCGGGAAUUACAAUGAAUUUUGCAGCACAGUUUCUCUACUCCAGGGCAUUAAAAAACAGAAGUCCCAGGGACCGCUCCAGGGAAGAUGAAGAGUACGAUCCUUUCUGGCAAAGGUUGGAGAAUAUUGCUGUCUGACUUAGAGCUAGAGCGCUCCUUUCUCCCCCUCAGGGGUCAUGGUCAGCCCUCGGGGUCCACCCAGGGCCAGGCCCAAGGACAUGACAACCCCUGGACCCCUCCUGCCUCCUUACGGUGUCGUAGUUGGAGUUUUGCUUCGCCUCGUUGUUUAUUUAGUCGCUGUGCUGUAUAGUUAUGCUGAGAAGCUGUUCUUGAAAAAGGAUGACAAUAAAAUAAAGAAUCAAGUUGCCCCGGCACUUUGUGAUCUUCACUGUUGUAAGGAUGGGCCGAUAAGAAAUGGCCUUAUUGGGCAGAAGCCACCCUCUAUCAACCCUGAAAGACUGAAAGAUUUUGGUGAGGAGGAUUACCUGAACGGAGAUGUGAAGACCUGGGAAAUGAAGAUAGUGAGCCGUAAUGAGGAGUUACUUAGAGAUGGCCCUUCCCGCAUCGCUCAGUCAAGCAGUAGGACCAGCCUGUCAAGCUGUAACAAGCUCAUUCGAUUUGAAGAUAUUAGUGCAGCAGCUUUCAAAAUCCAGUGCGGUGUUCAGAAAACCCCCUGCAUGUAUUCUAGGCUAUCCAAGCAGUAUGGAAUGGACAUCUACUUAAAGAAAGAGUUCCUCCAGUACACAGGAUCUGUGAAGGAACGAGGUGUACUUUACCUUCUGACAUCAUUGCCUCAGGAUCAGCAAAGAAAGGGGGUGAUUGUGGCUUCGGACAGUAACUUUUCCAUGGCUGUUGCUUACCAUGCCUCAGAGCUCCGUAUUCCAGUGUUUGUCAUCAUGUCAACCAGCACGUCCCCAGCCAGAGUGAAAAUGUGCCGUGAGUACGGUGCCAUGGUUAUCUCCUAUGGCACUACGGCUAAGGAUUCCCAGACACAUGCAAGAAGGUUGGCGCAGGAGAAUGGUUACCUUUACCUCGAAGAGGAGGACAGUGCUGUCUACCUGUCCGGCCUGGGAACUGUGGGGCUGGAGCUCUACGAGCAGGUGCCAAAGCUGGACGCGGUGAUUUUCCCUGCGGGAGGACACUGUGGAUUGCUGGCAGGGUCGGCUGCUGCGCUCAAACACCUCAACCCACACAUUUCUGUCAUUGGAGUUGAAUCUGAAAACUUCCCUGUAUUGCAACAGUCCUUAAAGGCUGGCCACCCAAUUGAAGACCAAGCUUGCAGUAAUCAUCACUUUUAUGGAGAUGUGAGUGGACUUUGCUUUGGCAGCAAUUCUUUGCAGCUGACUGGGAAACUUGUGGAUAAAGUUGUUGCUGUGAGGGAGGAGGAUGUCCUUGUUUCGAUGCUGAGAUUGCUGGAGUAUGAGCGAGCCACAGUUGAUGCAGAAGGGGCCAUUGGGCUCGCAGCGCUGGUUGCAGGGAAGCUGCCGGAGUUGAAGGGUAAAAGAGUGGCAAUUGUUAUAUGCAGUGGAAACAUAGAGUUACAUUUGCUACAACAGUGCAUAGCUCGUGCCCUGACCCUCGAUAACAGAGUGUGCAGAUUUUCCCUUGUGCUUCCUGACUGCCCAGGAGACAUUUCAAAGCUACUGGAGAUUUUGGCUCGGGAAGAAGCAAGAGUUUUGGAUAUCAAGCAAGAACGCACAUUUGUGACAUCUGGGCUCUUCAUGGUUAAGGUCACCUGCACUGUGGAGACCAGAGACAAGAUCCACGCAGCCCAGCUGAGGAGCGCGCUGCUGGAACGGUACCCCACAGCUGCCUGGACCGAGCGGUGAUGGGCGCUGCACCAGGGCAGGAGCCGAGGUCCUCUGACAAGUAUUUUACAGAGCUCUAACCUUGACGCAUUCAGAACAAAUAUUGUCUUUCAAAGCUGAACUGUUAGUGAAUAGUUUCAGGAUAUUUAUUUCCUGCUCAAAAUGUAGGGAAUGUCCUCGGGAACCAUUAAACUCAAAACUUUAGCUUAGCUAAGGGAAACUUCAUAGUCUCUGCCGGUGUUGGAAUUCAAUAUUUCAUUAUCAGCUGGCUGCUUGGAUUUCGGCUAGUAUGUAGAAUCCAAUGGCAUUCAAUAAAUAAACAGGGAGAAGGCAUUUUUCUUCACAUCUGAAUAUAGACCUCUCAAAGGCCUUCUGAUUCUGAUGCCCCUAAUUAAAGCAAGGCAGCUCCUUCUGCUGGAUUUUGCCAUACUACUGGCAUAGUGAUUUUCCAUUUCAAAGCCAGAAGCUCUCCAUUUGCUGAAUCUGCUUUGGGAGAUACAUACAUGUGUGCGGCUGUGGGUUUGAACACACUUCUGUUCUGAUAUUUGCUAUCAUGUGAGGAAAAAUUACGCUAAAAAAAUGCAAUUUGAACAAAACAAAACAAAACACCCUUGGAAGAUAAAAGCCAAUAUUGUUUUACUUUUUUUUUUUUUUUUCUCUUUCCGAAGGCAAGAUGAUCCUAUUUGUAAGGUGAAGUUCCAAAAGAUGUUGCAGUAAUUAAAAAUAAAAAGUAUUCUGAGUAUAGGCAGACCUCAUAUGCAGAACAAAAAGGUAGUUGUUUCCUCUGCUUUUGGGAACUCAGUAUGAAAAGUAGCACAUAAAGCUGCUUGUGUUUCUUUGUAAAAAGGGGUCUCUCCACUCAUGCAAAUUUUGGAAUUAAUAUUCCACUGAUCAUCUUAGUCUGCCUAAAACAGACUCUAUCCAUCUCACCUGACAGAUUAAGUACACUGUUAAGAGUGAAAUAUAUUUAAAGAUCAGAUGCUGGCAGAAGAGGCAGCCUAAGUCUGAGGCACAUGGCUAAUGCAAUUAGCAAAGAACACAUUGACCUAAAUACCAUUUUCAUCACUAGAGGCAGAGACCAGCUAAUAAGGUAACAUAAUGGGAUGGCAAGAAAUGGAAGAGAAAUUCUGGCCCACUUCUAAGUGUGUGUCCAACAGUUGCCUUUCUACUUGGGCAACUUUAUUUUCUAAUCAGUGGGAACCACAUUUAGCAAGUCUUCACAAAACUGGGGCAAGAGAGGUAGCAGACAGAACAACCGAAAACCAGUGCACUCAGAAUCAUUGCCUGAUUUUGAAAAUGUGUUCUGGGGAAAGAAGAAAAAAAAAAUUAUGUCUAGACUUUACUUAAAAUGUCAAACAUGUUAUAUGCAGUUUGGUUUUAUUAAAUAUAAAUUGUAAAUCACUUUUCAAUGGUUAACUCUUUACAUGUGAGUAUAAUGAUACCAUAGUUGAUUGCCAUUCUAUAUUGCUUUUAUGUCAGUCCAUUGGCUCUAAAGGUAAGAUGAAAUAAUUCCAAGGGGAAAAAAAAAAAGAACAAAAAUGAAUGUAUGCAAUUGGAAAUAAUACUAACCUUUUGCAUUAUGAAACAUAAUAGGACUAUGGCAUUUCAAAGAUCUAUUAAUGUAUUUUUAAAUGUUUCAUUUAAAGAAGUAUUUUUAUAUAGAGUUCUUAUGUAUUUUGAAAAAAAUAACUUUAAUUAUUAUGUAAAAAUUUCACAAAUUCUUAAAUCAACAAAAUGUAAAUCCAAGUAUUGUAUUUAUUUGAAAAUAAUUAAAAUUAUGCUAUACAACCUCA